AUGAUUUUAGGUUCUCAAGAAUAUUCAGUAGAAAAUUAUUGGAAAUAUAUUUAUGUAUCGUUACUCUUUUUCUCGUUAUGCUCAGCUUCAGUAAUACCAAUAAUUUAUACAUACUCACCUAAAUGUAGACAUCAUCCAGCAUAGAUUGUUCUGAUAUUAUGUAAGAUAAUAUAUAUUUUAGGUAUAUUGGAAAUGAUAACUUGCUAUUAAUUAUUUCUAGAUAGUGUUAAUUUUUAAGAAUUGAUUUAUUUUUUAGACAUUGUUAUUGGUUACAAUAAAAUUAGAGAAUAUUAUUUAUUUGGCUAUGGUUAGAUAUCAGAUGAAACAUUAUGUUAAAUAAAUCAAACUCUUGUAUUUUUAGGAUUCUUAGCACAAUUAAAUUAUUAUGCAAUUCUGACAUUAGAUUUUAUACUCACAUUAACUAAACCAUUCUUGAAUACAAAAAUGAAGUAACUAUCAUAUAAUUUGGGGGCAUGUUUUGUGACAAUGUUGAUGUUUUAUAUAGAGAGACAUUCACUUGAUGGAAGUUGUUAAGGAAUAAGUGCAAGACAAGUUUCUUAAGUUUUUACAUUUUAAAUGCUUGCAAUAACUGUAUUAUUAGUAAUUUCAAUAUAUGUGGGACUUAAGGACUUAAAAAAGAUGAAGAAAAUUAAUAUUGUGGUGAGAGAAAAUAGGAAAAAAUUGUUUUACAAUCAUUUAGUAUACUAUUAUUAAACCUAAAUUAGUAUUUAUUUUUAACUUUGGCUUUAAUGUGGAGUCUACCUUUCAUAAUGAAAACUUUAAGUGAUUCAAGUAAAGCCCACAAAUUAAUAAAUAAAAUUUAUUUUGCUAUUAUGCUUUUACAUCGUAAAAUUGUAUUAUUUAUUAUUAGCAUCUAUUUUGUUAUGGAUACGACUUCGUGAACCUUAUUUUAAGAGUAGAACAUUUCUAUUAAUGGCCACUAUUUUUUGUAAAAGAAGAUGGAAAGAAAAUAAAGAGUAAAAAAUAUUCAUUUAUGUCAUUUAGUAAAAAUGUUGAUGAUAGUAUUAUGGAACAAUGUUAAUUGCCUCUAAGUAAAUUAGUCUAAGAUUAAACUAAUUAAGAGACAGUGUCAAAUAUACUUAGUUCAAUACUUAAAAUUGUUAGUUAUGAUGAAAGAAUUACUGAUUUACAUAAAUAAUGUAAAUACAAGAAGUAAUUCAGAUUUUCAUCCAAUAAAAGUGAUUAAUCUGAAAUUGAUUAAGAAUCACCUUUAUUGCAUUCAAUUAAUUAUUCAUUAGAAUUAACAUUACCAUUCUAAAUUUAAGAAUAUGCUCCAGCAGUAUUUUAAGAUAUUAGAGAAAAAAAUGGGAUUUGUCAUAAAUAAUUUCAAAAUUCCUUAAGAUUAGAUCAUAAUUAGAAUUAAAUUAAAAAGACUCAAGAAUCAUUAGGAAAAAGUGGAUCAUUCUUUUUUUAUACUUAUGAUAAUGUUUUUGUCUUGAAGACCAUUACAUAGUCAGAAAUUAAACUAAUUUAUGAUUGUAUUUUAUUUAUUUAAUUUUAUAGUUUUGGAAGACUAUUAUAAAUAUAUAAAUAGAGAUUAAACAUUUUUAGCUAAAUUUUAUGGAUUGUAUUCAAUAAGUAUAGAAGGAUUCUCUUAAAUUCAUUUAUUACUUAUGGAGAACAUUUUUGAAAAAAUACCUAAAGAAAGAGUAGUUUAUGAUUUAAAAGGAAGUCUUGUAAACAGAAAGUAACAUGUUAAACAAAGCUAAGUUGUUGAUCUCACUAGUUCUUUUGCUUAAUAUUUACCUUAAGAAGGAGUUUUAAAAGACCAAAAUUUCAUCAAAUCUACAGAUAUAUUUAUUCAAUUAAAAUAAUAACAUAGAGAUCAUUUAUUUAAUAUUCUUAAAGAUGAUAUUGAUUUCCUUCUUAGAAAUAAUAUUAUGGAUUAUUCAUUGCUCAUUGCUGUAUGUAAUAAUAAAUUUGAAAAGGGGAAACGUAUAUAUUGUAAUAGUAGCAAAUGUUUUUGUUUUGGUUUGAUUGAUUAUACCUAAAAAUUCACAUUCAAAAAGAAAUUGGAGUACUUUUAUAAGUUUCAUGUAAAAAGAAAAGGCUAACAAAUCUCAUGUGUUGAUCCUUAAUUUUAUAGUUAAAGAUUUAUUUCAUUCGUUAAUAGUAUAAUUGCUAUUAAUGAAUGGGCAUGA
This is a messenger RNA of Paramecium pentaurelia, 2162 nucleotides long. The record is from the annotation of a GenBank genome assembly. Lineage: Eukaryota; Ciliophora; Oligohymenophorea; Peniculida; Parameciidae.